Messenger RNA from Drosophila kikkawai, 1064 nucleotides. RefSeq lists its product as uncharacterized. The record is from RefSeq and is a predicted model, not a curated record. NCBI's taxonomy places the organism in Eukaryota, Metazoa, Arthropoda, Insecta, Diptera, Drosophilidae.
AGUACCAUCCCUAACAUAGGAGGACGACAAAAUAGCAUAGCUUUCCGGCCGUUGUGAAAUUAAACACGGCUUUUAAACUAAGACGCUCCCUCGUCUGAGUGACUCAGUAACGCAGAUCGUCCAGAUAUGGAGGCUGACAACAUGGAAGAGAAUAGCACGGAAGUCGCAGUAACCGCAAAUGACUCAUCGCCGGCACUGAAUGUGUUGUGUGCCAUUUGCAACGAGUUUUUCCGGGCGAACGACACAAUUUAUUCCACGGCACAGUGCGGUCACGUUUUCCACAAGGAUUGCCUCACCCGCUGGCUAAGCAGAUCCCUCACCUGCCCGCAGUGCCGCUCCCACUGCCACCGGAAUCGCGUCCAUCGAAUUUACCUAAACUUCGCCGAGCGCACCGAGCUAGACGAUGUGGAGCCGCCAAGAAUGCCCAUCCAGUGGGUGGUAAUGGACUUGGAGGUGGACAGUCCCACGGAAGCACACCUGCCGCCUGAGGGAGCCAUCCAGUGUGGCACCGACGAGGACGGGCAUCCCACGUACGUGGCCCGUGCUUAUUUUAGGGACGAUCGCCUGCCAUGUAGCUAUGUGGUGGAAAAGAAGGCUGCCUUUGGAUCGUAUAGCUGCCGUGCCUACGCUCUUACCGACGAUGUGGAGCUGCUGGUGGUGAACGACUGCGACUAUAAGUGGGUGCCCGGCGAGCACGGAAGCUAUCCGGAGGAUGCUUUCAAGAUCGGAUACUCGGAGAUCGGCGAGGUGACCUAUACGGGCCGUGGCCUGUACCAGGGUAUUAUGCGGCUGGGCAAGGUGCAUCCCUCGCACAAGAGAAUGUACAUACCGCACCGUGGCCAGGAGGUUAACAUCACUACUUAUGAGGUCCUGGUGGUCACCCCGCGUGAGCAGGCUGAGCGCUGAUGAUCUGCCUUAAUUGUGUUUUUAUCAAAAAAUCUCGUUACCCCUAUUGUGUACUGUAUUAAUCUGUGUUAUUUAUGUAUGUAAUGUAAAAGAAAAUAUAUUGGCACCUUGGAAUCCCUUAGAUUGUAAGGAUGUUCUUUGAUGUCCGUCUAGAAGAA